GGACUGAAAGUGAUCGUGGUAGCAUGGCUGGUGGAGAUCACUCUUCUUAUGAUAAGCGUUGUGUUCAGGGUCAGCCAAGAGGACCAAGUUCUGAAAUCAACUUUCAGAGGCGAGUGGGAAAAGUGGGCGAAGGCAGUCAGGUACCGGCUGAUACCUGGUAUCUACUAA
Messenger RNA from Suillus subaureus, 168 nucleotides. RefSeq lists its product as uncharacterized. NCBI's taxonomy places the organism in Eukaryota, Fungi, Basidiomycota, Agaricomycetes, Boletales, Suillaceae. The annotation marks the transcript as partial. The transcript has a single exon. The record is from RefSeq and is a predicted model, not a curated record.